Spodoptera litura is the source of this 3979-nucleotide messenger RNA. The record is from RefSeq and is a predicted model, not a curated record. Lineage: Eukaryota; Metazoa; Arthropoda; Insecta; Lepidoptera; Noctuidae.
CCAGCGUCGGACUGGCCAUACAUUCGAGGUGGCAUUUGCCAGCCGGGCCCCAGCCUGCACGGGCCCCCCCACAGGCCUGGGUUGAGAGGCAUGCGGCAACCUCAGCACAGGGGGGGGGGGGGCGCGAAGUGUGCCCCCUGUGCUACGGUUGCCCGCAUGCAUGUCUCGUAAACUAUGCGUCUUACAAAAAAUUUGAAAGACAAAACAAUUGUAGGUAACAUUUCAAUGGGCUAAAAUUGCCGGAAAAUUAUGGGAGUUUUAUUUCGCUUUCUUUUAUGUAAGUAUUAUAGUGGUUAUUAUUAUUAUCAAUAAUAAUAGUGUUUAUUCCGCCGUUUAUAAAAUAAACUAAAGCAAGAAACCCUACAGGAAUCGGUCAUGAUUUCGAAGGACUGAAACAUUUUUGCUGUUGUAAGGUCGCGGCAAAAACGCGUAAAAUUCGCAAAUUACGCGGUUUUCUAGAUCUAGCUAGCAGGGCGCCAAGCAUACACUAGGGCUAUAGAGGUUAAAAACUCGAUGAAUUCGGAACUGCAACAUUUAUAAAUAACAAUUAAGAAACGUAACGUAUUUAUUCACUCUCGGGGUUGGCAUAUCCAUGUGGAUAAAAACCCCAAAAUAAAUAAAUAGAAAUAAAAAAAAAAAAUAUUCACUCUCAUCUCAUAAUUUUGAUGAAACGGAACGCAUUACGCAAGUAAAGAGUCUGUGGUUUGGGGAAUCCCCGACGCGUGCGUUCGCUGCUCCUUGAAUCGCAUUCCAUUGUUUAUUCGGUUUGUAUUGCCCUUACCGCCGAUACUCUAGUUCAAUUACGUUGUUUUUAAAUAUUAUACUGACUUACGUUACAUCGAGAAACUGUUACAAUGGAAAAGUCACGUUCAGCGACAUAUAAACCUAAAUCUGGUUCGGAGAAACGGAAAAAUAAAAGAAAGAUAGAAUUACAAACAGCGGCUUCGAACCCAAAGCAAUCCAGGCUUUCCUUCACGUCACCAUCUCAAGAGCUUGAAGAUCCUCAAAAUCGGAGCGAAUCGCAACCAGGACCCUCAUCAUCAUCAUCAAUGUUAGACGAAAAAUUGGAUUCACUUUCGUAUGCAAGUAAUUCAGAAGAGAACAUAGCAGCGGCGACUCUACCCAUAAUAAUCACGCAAGACACAGCACCACAAGGAGCAAAUGAAUGUGUUUUUAAUCCUAAAGACACAAUUACUUCAAUUCCGUCCAGCGACACUGGAUCUGGUGGAAAUAUUGAUAACGUUGCGUUUAAGCCACUAACAUUAACAGUCGAUGAUUGCAGUCAAAUUCAAAAACUUUCUGAAUUUGCUGCGCCAAGGAAAAAUGCUACGACUGCCGAGAAAUUAAGUAUCUUAUCUGUUCACCCUAUCCAACCUUCGGGUGAUAAAAACAGUUUGCCUUUCGAUGCAAAUCGGGUUUACUACCGAAAAUUACCAACAGGAACUUUAAUUCGACGAGAAUCUGUCUCUUAUUCUCUUGAAUUAAACAAGCUAUUUUGUACCACCUGCAUGUGUUUUGCGUCUGACGCCACGAAAGAAGAAGGAGGAGGAAGAAGUCCAUUUAUUGAUGGCGUUACUCCAUCCAAAAAACAUAUUUAUGAACAACUUGUCAAACACGAGGAAAGCCACAGUCAUCAGUUAGCCGUAGUUGCCUUGCUUACAGCAAAAAAAAGAGGAAAUGUGGAACAACAUCUCACGCUAAAGAAUAUGCAAGAGAUUUCCAAUAGGCGUCUGGUCCUGAAAAGAAUAAUUGAUAUAAUACUAUUUAUAUCUAAACAAGGCAUUGCUUAUCGUGGAAAAAGUGAGGCCUUGUACUCGUUAGCGGAUAUCGCAGAUGACAACCAGAAUCACGGAAACUUUUUAAAUUUAGUUGUCCUAUUGUCGAAGUAUGAUCCAGUUCUUAAGGCGCACAUGUCCGAGGCAAUUACUGAAAGUAAAAAAAGAAAAGACUCAGGAAAAGGUAAGGGUCGAGGUGGGCUUGUUACCUUUUUAUCAAAAACCACUAUAAAUAAAUUAAUAAAUAUAUGUGCACGUCAAGUUAAACUAGAAAUCGUUAAAGAAAUCCAGGCGGCGAAAUCUUUUAGCCUCAAUGUGGAUUCUUGCCAGGAUGUUGGCGUUGUUGACCAGGCUGCAAUUUGCGUGCGCUAUGUUAAGAGUGGGAUCCCACAAGAGCGGAUGCUCAGCAUGGUCCCUGUCCGGAAAUCAACAGGAGAAGAUUACCGAGCUCUUGUAAGCAAUGAACUAGCCCAGUUAGGCUUAAAUUUGCAAGAUAUUAUUAGCGUGUCAUUUGAUGGCGCCGGAAAUAAGGCGGGAAGGUAUAAUGGUCUUCAAGCAAAACUGAAGGAAGAAGUACCAAAAUUAAUUUUCACACAUUGUUAUGCACAUGUUUUAAAUUUAGUGCUGGGAGGCGCGACGUCAAGCUGUAGUGAAGCCAAGAAUUUGUUUGGGCUCUUGGAGUCUACCAGUGUAUUUAUUCAUGAAUCAUUUAAGCGCACAUCUCUAUGGGUGGAGAAAAUUUCAGAAUUAACAGCUGGACAAGACAAAUUGAGACGAUUACAGAAUAUCGGAAAAACAAGAUGGUGGGCUAAAGACAAAGCCUUGACUACUGUUAUGGAGAAAACUCGAUAUGUGGCGUUGAUAAAAACUUUAAGUGCCAUAUAUUCAAGCACGGAGUUCGAGCCAAAGGUUUCGUUCCAAGCAAAAGCUUUGAUGGAUUCUUUUUUGAAAUUCGAAACUAUCCUGACAGCCUUCACGUUCAAGAAAAUAUUUGACCUAUCAACCCCAGUAAGCCAAUAUCUCCAAACCCCUACAUUGGAUUAUCUUAAAGCUUGGGGAUUCAUCAAAUGUUUAGACAUGGAUUUACGAAGACAUUUAGAUACUUUUGAUGAUGUUUUCAAAGCUGCAAGUUUAUUUGCAUCCGAUGUUCAAGACUUGAUGCACGCUGAAAACAUUGAUCUCGACGUACAAACCACGUUACCGUUACGAAGAAUUUCUAAAAAACCGAAGAAACAUGAGCAGUUAUGUGAAGAUGAAGUAGCAUUAUUGGCUACAGACCCAAAGAGAUUUUAUUCUAUUUCUGUCUACAAAGUCAUUAUUAAUACAGCUUUAGUUAAAAUAAACGAAAAGUUCAUGUGCAACGAAGAUUUAAUGAAAGAUGCCGCUUGUUUAGACCCGAAAAACUUCAAUAAAAUCAAAGAAAAUGGAAUUCCUAAUGACGCGCUAAAGUCUUCGCAUCAAUUGCAAAUGUCGAUCGAGAGUUGCUAUCAAAAGAACUGGAAUCUUUUGCAAAUAAGUUUAGUGAACUGUCUAAAACUCUUUGGGAUGAGCACAUUUCUCCUAGGCAGCAUAAGCAAGAUUCAGAUUCACAAAGCGACGAAGAAAACGACGAAGAUGUUUUAGACUUAGACCAAGCAGCAAAGGAAGCCAUGUGUUUUUCCAGAAGUGGUUUGGACGUCUGUCAAAGUUGCAUACCAUGUGCAUGUAAACUUUUAUCACAAUAUAAUAUGCAUAUCAGCACGUACACCACCUUAUAUGUUGCAUAAUGUGUAAUUCUCACAAUUUCAUUCACGCAAGUGACUUGUGAGAGACGAUUCUCAGCAUUGAAGCGCAUUAAAACGAGACUUCGUUCUUUACUGGGGCAAGAACUGUUGGAUUCGUUGAUUAUAUUAAAUACAGAAUCGGAUCUAAUCAAGGAUGACGAAAACAACAGCUUUUACGAUCGAGUCAUUAACUGCUUAGCUGAAAGUUCUCCUCUUUUAAAAAAAAUGUUGAUUGGCUAGCUUUAUAUCAUUUGUUCUAAGUAAAUACCUACUUACUAUUGUAUUGUAUUUUAGUAUAGUAAUAAAUUUUUUAUAGUUUGUUUAUCUCAAUUUGUGUAUCUCAGUAUUUUUCGAUAGUAUCCCAUCACCAUGGUCUAGUCUUGGGCCCCGCGAUUGUGAUCAGCCACCCGGGCCCUUCCGGCCCAGUCCGACCCUGACAGU